AUGAAGUCACCACCAAAUGACAAACGCCGCCAGAAUAUUCAACCUAUUUUUGGAAUUCACAAGCGAAGUAGAUUAAAUGUCGAAACCUCUUUCCAUAACAUAACCCCGCAACAUAAAAAAGCAGGCUCCAACUGCGAGAGUAUCCAAAGAGAACGCUUACAACGACAGUACGCAAACAAGAUUACAGUCUCCGCGAAUUUUAACUUUCAACCAAGCAAUUUUUUUAAUACGAAUUCUGAAAUAAGCAAAGUUUUUACUCAAACUCAAAGAGUUGGGUUUGAGUAA
Parnassius mnemosyne (clouded apollo) is the source of this 285-nucleotide messenger RNA. The record is from the annotation of a GenBank genome assembly. NCBI's taxonomy places the organism in Eukaryota, Metazoa, Arthropoda, Insecta, Lepidoptera, Papilionidae.